Molecule: messenger RNA, 246 nt
Organism: Protopolystoma xenopodis
Lineage: Eukaryota; Metazoa; Platyhelminthes; Monogenea; Polystomatidea; Polystomatidae
Source: the annotation of a GenBank genome assembly
AUGUCGCCUAGGAAUGUGUCGCUACAAUUGAGUUUAGGGAAGCGUAAUCAUCUCGGCCACCGAUACCAGAUGCCGUUUGCAGGGCUCCUGACUUACAUUCUGCUCCCCUCUUUUUUCCAACCCGCUUGUCAUUUGGCCGAUGCCGGCGAAACGUUUGGGAAUGUACCCAGCCAAUGGUCCAAUGCUGGAAAUCACGAAUGCUACGGCAUAGAACACGGGUCUAGGUAUAUUUCACAAGGUCUCUGA